GGAUCGGUCCUCCAUAACCAGGACCUCGGCUCUUAAAAAGAGAGCUAUUUUUAAUGCCGUUUGGCCAGAAGCCUUCUUCCAGACAACCUUGAUCCAGGUGUUUUCAUGGAUGAUUUUAAAACCAAAGUGGAAGAGGGAAAUAAAGUUGCAUUUUACAAAGCUAAACCUUUUUUCCUUCAUUUCUUUUUUCGACACAAAAUAUAUUUGGAGAAGUUGGGAGUGGUCCAAUGUCCAAUCCCGCCUCCAUAGUGAAGUUGCAGGUCUUGGAGAGAAGUGCCUUGUCCUCCUCCAUGAACUCCUCGCUCCAAACCCGACACUACCACCAUGGAACUUCGCACCGCACUGAUCUGUCUCUGUCUCGCCGUGGGCUUUUAUAGGUCAGACACUAAUUUGACUAGUGAUUUAGUUUUGGUUCCUUACGAUUUCCUCUAUGACGCGGCGGUGGAAGCCUACUAUAAAGGAGACUGGCUGGCAGUCAUCCUGAACAUGGAGAAGGCCAUCAGGAACAAAGCUACGGUCCGAGACGUGAAGGUUCAGUGCCGGCUGCAAUGUGCCAACCAGUCCGUUUUCGGCGAGCCUUUAGUGGGCUUGGAACUUCCCAUUCCCGGGGCCGGUUCGGUGGAGGAUUUAAGCUUUUUCCAGAAAAUCCUAAAGCGGGCAGACUGUGUUAAUUCCUGCGAAACCGAGAAGCUCGGUUGUCUAACUUUGCAUCAAGUCAGCGAAGAAGUGGAGCUGGAGUUUGGGAAGAGGACUCCGUACAACUACCUACAAGUGGCCUAUUUCAAGAUCGAUAAACUGGACAAGGCCGUGGCAGCGGCCCACACCUUCUUCCAGGCCAACCCGGAUCACAUGGAGAUGAAGCAGAACCUGGAGUACUACAGGAUGAUGGCAAGAGUAGAGGAGGAGAACUUCAAAGAUCUGGAAGCUAAGCCACAUAUGGCCGAGUUUCUGAUGGGAAAGAGCUUCUAUAGUGACGACUCUUUUGGACUGGCAGCCCAACAUUUUGAGAAGGCCUUGGGUGAAUACUUCACUGCCAACAAGGAGUGCAGAGCUCUGUGUGAGGGAGGCUACCGCUUUGAUGGAUACACCUACAUGGAGUACAGUGCAGACCUGUUCCAGGCCAUGACGGAUCACUAUAUGCAGGUGCUGAACUGCGAGCAGCACUGCCCUGUGGAACUGGCCUCUACUGCUGGCAGAGAAGGUCCUUUUGAGGACUUCCUUCCAUCUCACUUCAACUACCUGCAGUUCUCCUACUACAACAGUGAGAAGUAUGAAGAGGCCAUAGAGUGUGCUAAGACCUUCCUGCUGUUCCACCCUGAGAAUGAGAUGAUGACCCAGAAUCUGAACUAUUAUUCUGCUGUGCUGGGCAAGGACAAGGCAGCAGCCAUAUCAGCCAGACAGGUGGUGAAACAGUACAUCCAGCAAUCCAUACUGGAGAAGGAGCUGCUCUACUUUGGAUAUGAAGCUUUUGGAAUCACAUUUUUAGAUCCGGACACUUGGACUCCAGAGGAUGUCAUGCCAAAGAAGCUGAGAAACAAACACAAGGCCGACAGAGAGACUGCAGCAAGGAUCACAGAGGAGAUAGGAAACCUGAUGAAGGAGAUUGAGACUCUGGUUGAGGAGAAGAAGAAAGAUUCUUCAGAUAUGACCAAGAUGAUUGUACCACAAGAAGGGGGGGGCGUGUGGUAUGAUAAUAUCAAGGUGACCAUGAUGUCCAAGCAGCUAAAUGGUUCUCAGCGGGUGCUGCUGGAUGAGGUGAUCAGCGCUGAUGACUGCAGAGAGCUGCAGCGCUUGUCCAAUGCUGCUGCACUAAAAGGUGACGGCUACAGUGGGCACCCAUCCCCACACACACCCAGUGAGAUGUUUCAGGGGGUCACCAUCCUGAAGGCUAUCAAGCUUGGACAGGAGGGAAAGGUCCCUCUGAAGAGCGCUCGCUUGUUCUUUGACCUCAGUGAGAAAGUGAGAAAGGUGAUGGAGUCCUACUUCCAACUGGCCACACCUCUCUACUUCUCCUACUCCCAUUUGGUGUGUCGCUCUGCUAUCGAUGGAAAGCAGGAGGACCGGAAGAACCUGAGCCAUCCUGUUCAUGUGGACAACUGUGUGCUGGUUUCUGAGCUCAAACAAUGUAAAAAAGAACCUCCUGCAUACACUCACAGAGACUACAGUGCCAUCCUGUAUCUAAAUGAUGACUUUGAGGGAGGAGAGUUUAUUUUCACAGAGCUGGAUGGAAAAACAGUUACCGCUGAGGUGCACCCCCGCUGUGGUCGUGUUGUUGGGUUUGGAGCAGGGGAAGAAAACCCUCAUGGUGUCCAAGCUGUCACUAAAGGUCAGAGAUGUGCUGUGGCUCUGUGGUUCACCUUGGAUCCUACUCAUGAAGAAAAGGAGAGAAUCCAGGCUCGGGAUAUGCUGAACAUGUUUUCUACACCUAUAAAUAAAGACUUCAACCAUCAAGAUUCUAAAGACUCUUUUGAGUCUGGGCCAGCUCGUCCACAGGCUGACCAGGUGGCAACAGAUAAACAAGAAAAGAAAUUGGACAUACAUUCUGACACUUUAGCAGAACAAUCAGCCAAUCAGCUCAAGGGUGUGGAUGGAAAAAAGACCACCAAAGCAGCCGCUAAGGGCAAAGCUUCGUCCAAAGCAGGACAACAAACCAAGGCUACACCUGCAGCUAAAGAUGCAAAACAGAAAGUAAAGCAUAUUGAUAAAAAAGGUGCUAUUCCCGCUGUUAAAAAGAUGAUAAAAGGCACCUCUAAGAAGGACUCAAAUUCAGCCUCAGACAAUGAAAGUGGAAAAGAUGAGCUGUAACGUGUAGCUCUAAAUGUCUUCUUUUUAACAAAGUAUUUUCUGCAGGUGGUUAAAUAAAAGGAAUUGGUUUGUUACCUCA
Girardinichthys multiradiatus is the source of this 2884-nucleotide messenger RNA. RefSeq names its product prolyl 3-hydroxylase 1 (gene p3h1). Gene Ontology annotation, biological process: collagen metabolic process. Lineage: Eukaryota; Metazoa; Chordata; Actinopteri; Cyprinodontiformes; Goodeidae. The record is from RefSeq and is a predicted model, not a curated record. Gene Ontology annotation, cellular component: endoplasmic reticulum. The transcript is spliced from 15 exons. The coding region runs from base 325 to 2805 and encodes 826 amino acids. Gene Ontology annotation, molecular function: L-ascorbic acid binding; protein binding; iron ion binding.